Oryza brachyantha (malo sina) is the source of this 3489-nucleotide messenger RNA. Its product is annotated as protein FAR1-RELATED SEQUENCE 6-like. The coding region runs from base 417 to 2828 and encodes 803 amino acids. The transcript is spliced from 3 exons. Lineage: Eukaryota; Viridiplantae; Streptophyta; Magnoliopsida; Poales; Poaceae. Gene Ontology annotation, biological process: regulation of DNA-templated transcription. The record is from RefSeq and is a predicted model, not a curated record. Gene Ontology annotation, molecular function: zinc ion binding.
GGUCGGGGCGGGCGCAAUCCAGCCCCGGAAGAGCUAUCGGGGCCGGGGCCGUUCCAGGCAAACCCGCGCCGUUGCCACCCCGCCCCACCGGUACUGGUGACUCACCAAGCUGCGUGGCAAACCCUAGUUAACCGGCGAGGCGUCCGACCACCAGACACCGGGGCAGAGAGCGCGGAGAGCGGCAGACCGGCACCGCCGAGGCCAUCGGCUCCCGCGGGGCAAGGGAGGACAAGGGAGCAGGGGGCAGCGCGCGUCGAGGGGCUCCCGCGGCAGGGGUGUGACGCACGCGGGUGGGCCGCGGGCGUCCGGCGAGGUGUCGCCGUGCCCGGGCAAGAGCGAAUGAAGACGAAGUCGCGAGCCAGCGAGCUACAGUCGUCUGUGCUAAGCCAGAUUCUGAUUGGCCAAGUGCAGAUGUGAUGGACACCCUUCAUAGCAAUCAAUAUGCAAAGAGCAGCUUGCCACUGCAAUUGAGGGACACUGCUGUUUCCUUUGAAAACAACAACUCUGUUUUGGAUAAGCAUGAGAUUGCAAGCCCUCAAGUUGGCAUGACUUUUGAGACAGCCGAUUUGGCAUAUCGGUUCUACUUAGAAUAUGGCUACCGUGCAGGGUUCGGAGUCUCAAAGAGGACUUCCCAUAGUGUUGAUGGGGUCAAAUACCGCGCAACAUUUGUUUGUUACAAAGGUGGCAUUGCUAGGAUUAAGCCUGGUCUCAAAGCUCGAAGGAGGCUGGUUGCAAAGACUGGUUGCAAAGCGAUGAUGGUAGUCAAGUAUAACACAAAUGAGAACCAUUGGGAAGUGGUUUUCGUUGAGCUGGAGCAUAACCAUCCAUGUAAUCCUGAAAUGGUCAGAUUCAUGAUGUGCUUUAAAGAUCUCCCUGACUGGCAGAGGGAGCACCGCCCAUUCAAUGCUAAGACUAGAUUGAACCCAAAGAUUCACUCUGGCAGAGGCAGGCCACCCAACCAAAACAAAGACUUCAUGGUGAAAAAAUCCUUCUCUCAAUCAAAUUAUUCCAUUGAAGCAGCAGGCAAGGCUGGGAAGCUGAGAUUUGCAGAGGGUGAUGUUGAGGCACUAUUGGUCUUCUUUGAUAAGAUGCAAGCUCAAAAUUCUAACUUUUUCUACAACUGGGACAUGGAUGAUGAAGGCAGGCUCAAGAAUGUUUGCUGGGUUGAUGCUAGAUCGAGAGCGGCAUAUCAGCACUUCUGUGAUGUUGUCUGUUUUGAUACUGUUUAUUUGACAUACCAAUUUGUCAUUCCAUUGGUUGCUUUUCUUGGAAUCAACCAUCAUGGGCAGUUUGUGUUGUUGGGAUGCGGUUUACUUGGGGAUGAGUCUCCAGAGACUUUUUCUUGGUUGUUCAAGAAAUGGUUAAAAUGUAUGAAUGAUAAAUCACCUGAAGCAAUUAUUACCACCCAUUCAAGACCAGUGGUUAAAGCUGUUGCUGAGGUAUUUCCAAAUACUCGUCACAGAUACAAUCUUUGGCAUAUCAUGAAAGAGCUUCCUGAAAUGUCUGGAAGAGUCGAGGAUAAGGAGGCAAUUAGCCUGAGAAUGAAAAAGGUAGUAUUUGACACUAUCACAUCAGCUGAUUUUGAGAGGGAAUGGGUUGAGAUGGUCACUCAGUAUAACCUUCACGAUAAUCAUUGGCUCACAACCUUGUUUGAAGAGAGGGCAAAAUGGGUACCAGCAUAUGUCAAAGAUACUUUCUGGGCUGGUAUAUCCACCGUUCGCCGUAGCGAGCGGUUGGAGGCCUUUUUUGAUGGGUACAUUACACCAGAAACCACAAUUAAGACAUUUAUUGAACAAUUCGAUACUGCUAUGAAGCUUAGGUCUGAUCGAGAAGCAUAUGAUGAUUUUCGCUCAUUUCAGCAAAGGCCUCAAGUACUGUCUGGUCUGCUCUUUGAGGAGCAAUUUGCAAAUGUUUAUACAAUAAAUAUGUUUCAGAAGUUCCAAGAUCACUUGAAGCAGCUGAUGAAUGUCACUUGCACUGAAGUUAGUAGGAAUGGAUCAAUAGUGACUUACACUGUGACCGUCAUUGGGAAGGAGAGGAAGUAUGAUUAUAAAGUGAUGUAUAACAGUGCUGAGAAAGAAGUGUGGUGUAUCUGCAGGUCCUUCCAGUUUAAAGGUAUAUUGUGUAGCCAUGCUCUUGCUGUCUUGAGACAGGAGCUUGUGAUGCUAAUACCUUAUAAAUAUAUUCUCGACCGCUGGAGGAAGGACUAUAAAUGCCCUGAGGAAUCCAAGGAAACUCCGAUAUCUCCAAAAGCGAACAAAGCUACAGGGAAGGGGACAAAACCAGAAAAUGUCCGUGAAGAUAAAGUGGAUAAUCUAUACAAGCAUGGCCACCAAUACUUUGCUGACAUUGUGGAAAUGGGAGCAACAGACCCUGAUGCAAUGGAGUAUGUCUUGUCGGUGAUGAAAGAAGCCAAAGAGAAGGUACGGAAGUUCGAGGAAUCUCGAAAAGAUAAAAGGCCUGGAGACACUCCAGUUUCUACUAGUAAGAGGAGUGGUAAGUCUUCAAGACCAUCCCAUGAGGAUGGGGGAAAUGGCAUCUCAGAUUCAACACUUGCGGCUACGACAGUGGCGACAGUUGCAGUGGCGUCGUCAACACCAAUUCAAGCAGCUCCAACAAUGAUGGCUAUAGCGCCUGCUUCCGCAACUGUGCCUGCAGGAAUGUUUUUAGUACCAAUGCACCCACACCCGAUGGUUUUCCCACCCUUCACCCCUGCAGUGCCACCAGUAGUAGCACCUGCAGCGCCACCUCCAGCGCCAAUAGCCAAUGUGGGUGACGUAGCUUCCAUCUCCACAAAGAAGAGGAAGAAAAGAAAGGGGAACAGAUGAUGUUCUAAUACUGGCUAUGCUUAACUCAAGUUAGCUGUACAUGCUGCACCAGCCACCAGGCCCUCCUGUCCAUGUGUAAUAGCUUUUCACCGUUUCCUGCUGCAGGAUGACAUGCCCUUCUAAAUGCUUUCUGUGAAUUAUCCCCCCUGGGCUUGGAACUACUGAUUUUAAGGUCGUGCAGCUUUGGACUCUCAACUGUACAUUGAUAUGGAAGUAAUGUUAUAUGUAUGUAGAUCAGCUCAUGAAUGUUAAGUCUGUUCAUGUUCAUGUACAUUACGUUGGAGCAGCGAGUUUUAGUAGCGUAGCAGCACCCUUGCUGGCUGGUGGCCCCCUUUUAACCUUCUUGUAGUUUGUUAGAUUCUGUAAUAAUGUAACAAUACUGAAUUGUACGACCAGCCACCAGUGCUUAGUUUCUUUGUUUUGCCGAUAUUUUUCAGAAGAUGUUGCACUAAUCACUUCGUCAUCGUUAUUGGAACUGGCACUGAGCAUUAUUUUCAUCCCAUGCAAGAUCACCAUUUUUUGUCAUGCUGAAGAGUGAUCGUGCAUAUCAGCAUAUGAGGAUGGUUUCCCAGCAAGUAUAUGUAGGUUGCUCCAGAAUCCAGAUUGGUCCAAGGAGUUGACCCAUGAAUCCAGGAAUUGAAUCUGUAACGGCUUAUACAAU